CAGAGCUCCUGAAAGGGAGACAAGCAAGAUGGGAAAAAUAGCAGAAAAAAAGGCUUUUUUUUAAAUAACAUGCCACCAGAACUUCUGCAUGGUAACAAAGAUCAUCUAAAGCAGCUGAGCAUUUGCAAAAGAAGACUUCGCCAGCACAUAUAUACUUAAUCCAUAAAUCAAGUUCAACGAUGCAUUAGAGGAAGCUGGACUGGCUGUACAGAGGUUUCACACUGAAGGAUGAAUAGUGAAGAAGAGUUUUAUGAUGCCGUUACGGGCUUUGAUUCUGACAACUCCUCAGGAGACUUCUCGGAAGCAAAUCAUAAAGUUGGAGAGAUGCUUGAUCUAGAUCCGCACCAAAGCAAUAGGACUGGAAAGCAUAACGGAGAGACAGAGAUUCAGGAAAAUGGAAUUAAGAGACACAGGACAUCAUUACCUGCCCCCAUGUUUUCUAGAAGUGAUUUUAGUGUAUGGAGCAUAUUAAAAAAAUGCAUUGGACUGGAGCUGUCUAAGAUUACGAUGCCUAUUGUCUUCAACGAGCCACUGAGUUUCCUUCAGCGGAUAACAGAAUAUAUGGAACAUAUAUACCUCAUUAAUAAGGCUUGUAGUCAUGCAGACCCUCUGGAAAGAAUGCAGGCCGUAGCUGCUUUUGCAGUUUCUGCUGUAGCUUCUCAGUGGGAGAGAACUGGCAAACCAUUUAACCCGCUGUUAGGAGAAACCUAUGAAUUAACCAGGGAGGAUUUAGGAUUCAGGUUUAUAUCUGAGCAAGUCAGCCACCACCCACCUAUUAGUGCAUUUUAUUCUGAAGGCCUCAAUAAAGACUUUAUUUUUCACGGAUCAAUCUAUCCCAAACUAAAAUUCUGGGGGAAGAGUAUAGAAGCAGAGCCUCGGGGAACAAUUACUCUGGAGCUUCUGAAACAUAACGAAGCUUACACAUGGACAAAUCCAACCUGUUGUGUACAUAAUGUAAUUAUUGGUAAACUGUGGUUAGAACAGUAUGGAACGGUAGAAAUUGUAAAUCACAGUACUGAAGAUAAAUGUGUCCUCAAUUUUAAACCCUGUGGAUUGUUUGGGAAAGAGCUUCACAGAGUAGAGGGUUACAUUCAGGACAAAAACAGAAAGAAGCUGUGUGUGAUCUAUGGGAAGUGGACAGAAUGCUUAUGGUGCACUGAUCCCACCACGUACGAGACUUACAAAAAGAAUGAAAAGAGAGGUGGUGAGCAGAAGAAGUUGAAGCCGAGUGAAGAUGUUAUUAAAUCCGAAAAUGAUGAGGCUGAUGAUAUGCCAGAGGUUCAAGACACAGUGCAGUUCAUACCAGGCAGUAAAUUGCUUUGGAGAAUAAAUUGUAGGCCACCGAACUCAUCACAGAUGUACAAUUUCACCAGCUUUGCUGUGAGUCUCAACGAGCUAGAAAAGGGCAUGGAAGCAAUAUUAGCUCCCACUGACUGUCGGCUACGUCCAGAUAUCAGAAAUAUGGAAAACGGAAACAUGGAUGUGGCUAGCAAGGAAAAAGAGAGACUAGAAGAGAAGCAAAGAGCUGCUCGCAAGGAGCGUGCAAAAGAUGAAGUGGAGUGGCACACACGGUGGUUUCAUCAAGGCACUAACCCCUACACUGGGACCUCAGAUUGGCUGUACUCAGGUGGCUAUUUUGAUAGAAACUUCUCAGACUGUCCAGACAUAUACUGAAACUCCAGAGCCAAUCGCUCAUCUCAUCUGGACAUCCCGUUACUAGAUUUCAUUCCAAGCCAGUUGCUCUGGUUUUGUUGAUAGCAAAAACCAGCUUUUCUAGGUAAAUUUUAACAAAAAUUCUAUCGGUCAACAAUCAAAGAGUUAAUUAUCACUAAUGUUGGAUUGCCAAAUAUUUAAAUGCUGUUGCAUUCUUUCCAUAAAGCUGCACCUGAAAUCAUCGUGUUCUCACUAAUUUUCAAAGGGACCUGUAGUUGUUCAUUUUUUUCCCUAGUUUCUUUGUCAGGAAGAUACGCUGUAUCUGGUAGAGCACAUAACAUCCUUGAAAACUACGUAACUUAAAUAAAAUAGAGGUAAUAUCCUUGUUACUUAGUACAAUAGUGAAGAAUCUGAAGUUUCUGGAACUCGGAGGAGGGAUGGAAAGCUAACAUGGUACCAACAGGAUCAAAUCUAGUACGGUCGAUACUCCCCGUGACGAGAUGCACGUGAACUUCCGUACGGUAUGUAGCACUACGUGGGGACUGGAGGUCCUGGCCCCUCUCUCAAUACGGUUCAGUAAUUCAGAGACUUGGGGGAACAAAAGAAACCCCAACCUGAGCUUCUCAAACUGUAGUUGUCUGUUACAGAGUCUUCACAACUUUUUUGGACACUGUGAGCAUUAAACUGUGUACCUGUGAUAAAAUGACAUAAAGCAUACGUUAGGAGAAGGGAAGGGUACCUUAAAACAGUGCUUUUCCUGGAGUCAAACGCUGUUCUUGCAAUAGGAGAAGCUUCGGAAGCAACUGUAGGAAUGUAGAGGUGGUUACAAUGUAAAAUAUAUUGCUUGCUACCACUUGGAGGCUUAAAUCUUCUGCACUACCUAUGGCAGCUUUGGCACUCUGUAUGCUUCUAGACGAAACUUUUAUUUGGAAGCACUUUGGUAUGUAUAUCCACACAGGCUCAUAUUUUGGGGAAGUUUCGGUUUGCAUGUUUUUCAUUCUGAGGUCAUGUCUGUUUUGUAUGUUGUGAAAAAGCAGAAUCAAUUCAAAGCUUUGGCAGACUUAUACCUGUUACAAGUUUUCUGUGAGCAUGUGCUGUCAAAAAGUGGGAAUUUUUUGUUCCAUAUCGAACCAUCGAAGCCAUAUAAUACUGGAAAUAAUCAAUUACCAGUGAUGCAUUAAUUUCCUGUAAGUGGUACGCUUCGGUGGGUAGGAGGGAGAGAGGCUUGAAAAAUUAGGUCCAGCAAUUAAAUCUAACUCUCAUGUUUUAUGAAAGUUUUUAAUUGAGUAACCAGGCAAAAACGGAAAGCAACUAAGUUUGCAGUAAUUCAGAAAUUGCUGGUUUUAAGCACCAGCAACUUGAGGCAGUCUUGGGAGGACCUGGUCUGAUUGAUGUCAAAACACACCGGUGGUUUUGCCCGGAAGAGCAGAUUUUUUCAAGUGCUUCUCUCCCAGCUACAGGAUUAAAAAUAAAAGAAAAUUAACAUACUCACAGAGAAACAUUUUUGUAUCAAAUCAUGCAUCUAACGAUUGGAUUAACUUGACAUUUUUUUGAGGUUUAGUUGUUGUCUUCAUUUGGAAAAAAGAAGAGAAGCUGUAAAACUUCAAGGCAAUAAAUAAGGGCCUA
Eurypyga helias (sunbittern) is the source of this 3279-nucleotide messenger RNA. It is a transcript of the gene OSBPL2, whose product is annotated as oxysterol binding protein-like 2. Gene Ontology annotation, cellular component: cytosol; membrane; intracellular membrane-bounded organelle. Gene Ontology annotation, molecular function: cholesterol binding. The transcript is spliced from 14 exons. Lineage: Eukaryota; Metazoa; Chordata; Aves; Eurypygiformes; Eurypygidae. The record is from RefSeq and is a predicted model, not a curated record. Bases 229 to 1674 code for a protein of 481 amino acids.